Cladocopium goreaui is the source of this 3221-nucleotide messenger RNA. The record is from the annotation of a GenBank genome assembly. NCBI's taxonomy places the organism in Eukaryota, Dinophyceae, Suessiales, Symbiodiniaceae.
AUGUCGGACACUCCUCCGAAGCGCACUCGUGGGAAGCGAGGUGGUGAUCCAUUUCGUCGCUCGCAAGUGAAUCGCAAGGCUGCUGGCCUGGUCUCCCACCUGGACUACCACGAUCCGGACAGUUUUGAAGCUGAUCGUAUUGCCCAGGAAAGGAGAGAAGAGAGGUCACGCUCAGUCGCAAAAACUGGGGCUGUGGCAAAGGGGCCAGUUGAGCCAAGGUAUCCUCCAAGGGCUGUACCAGCUGCUUCUGUGGCUGGUGGAGAGUCAAGGAGGGGUGUGCCGCAGAGGCAGGUCACUGUGACCCAGUCCUCGGUGGUGGUGCCUGCUCGGCCGAUUCCGCCGCCUCCAGCUCCGAGUGGUGCAGCUGAGGGCCAGUGGCAGCUGUCUUGGGUGUGGGUUCCGAAUUCGGAAGAUCCUGGGGCUGCUUCGUCGGUGGAUAGGUCGGCGGCUCCGACUGCUCCACCAAAGGCACCUUCAAGGAGGAGAUCAAGGUCGCCAUUGAGGAGGAAGAGUCCAAAGGGUGUUCCUGCAAAGCCUAGCAAGGCAGGUACAUCUGUGGCCGAGGCAGAAACUCCAGUUGCCAAGGCCGACACUCGGGUGGCUGAGGCUCCAAAGGAGAGCGCUAGGAAGCAGUUGCCGAGGCCAAGAGUGAAACCUACUGCGGAGACAACUGAGGCAACUUCAUCACGGCCGAGGUCGCCAAAGGUGACAGGGGCAAAGGCUGUGUCUGGCACAGCUGAGGAGGUGAUAGAAGUUGAGGAGGAGCCUGCGAGGAGCUCUUCACCCCUUCCGACAAGGAAGAAGAAGGCUAGAGGAGCUGCUCCGAGUUCCGGUUCAAGGACCUCGGUUGGGGCUGGUGGUGCUGAGAGGCCAUUAAUUGGUUUGGAUUGGCAUCGCACUUUGAGCCACGAGAAGUACACCGAUAGUGGGGUGAAGGAAUCCUUUGGAGCUCCAGAGGAAGGGUUUGACUUCUGCGUGGUGUCCUUCUCCAGCAACGUGGGUACUCAGAGGCAGACGCUUGACGGUGCUACGAACCUUCAGGCCCAGCUAGAGCGCAACUUCACGCAGAUCUCCAUUGUGCCUCGGAAGAAGACCUCGGACUACGCCAGGAAAGCGAGCAUCACAGGCAAUUGGGAGUCCAAGGCAGAGCUUGUCCGGGAUCUUGGGUGUGCUAUCUACAUCGACGACCAGGAGGAGUUGUGCCAGGACAUCAGAUCCUUGCAGUCAAGUCGUGCUGUGGGGAACAGGGUCCAGACUGUGGUUGCAAACAGUCGUUCUCCGACGGACUCGCUGAAGCCCCUUGCCAAUUUGGUGAAGGACAAGGAGGUCAGUGAGUUCCCAGUGCCAUCGAUUGUGGGCGUCUUCUGGAACGUUAGUGUCUACAACCUUGUGGAUUUUCAGGAGUGUGACGCAGUUCAUUGGUUCGUCUUGUCUCUGAUCGCUGCCCACUUUGGGCGCGAGGGCUUCGUUUCAGCAGUUCGCGCUUUGCGCGGUAGUCUUGGGCAUUUUGCUCUGUGGUUGUCUGUAGUACGCGCUUUGCGCGGGGUGUUCUGCCAGAGAGUGUCGAUGAAAAGGGAGCAGCCUGCUACUCCGUUUAGGGUUGUGGGACCGGAUCAUUCUGAGUGGACCACCUCGAGUGAGUCUCCAGAUCAACCAAUGCAGUCGGCAUCAAAUAUGCCGGCGAUUCGGGAUGCCGUGUCUCAGGAUGCCUUGCAGUCAACGGCUGCUACUACAACGAUGCAGAGAGGCAGACGUACUUCUUCGUCAGGACAGGCUGCUGCUGGGUCAUCGACUGGGCAGGAUGGUGCAUCAUUGAAUCAAUUCAAUACUCAAAACAUUCAGCAGAACACGUUGAAUCAUCUUCAGCACAAUGUUCACCAUACUCAAUCCAUCAAUCACAUGGUAGAUCCUCAACAGCUUGAGCAGAUGGUAAAUGCUACUGUUCAAUAUCGGGUGGAGGCUACUGUUUCACAGAUGCGCGAUCAAAUGAACGCGCAGCUCGCGAGACUUGAGAUAGAACAUCAAGCGCGAUUAAGUCAGGCAGAGCACGCGAGUAGGCAGGCGUUGCAACACAUGCAGGCAGAAGGUUCGCAACAGAUCACACAAAUCCAGAGAGAGAGAGAUCAGGCGAUUCAGCAGAUGAACAGGGAUUCGCAGCAGCUUCAGCAAGCUCAGCACGAGAAGGCCAUUUUGGCCAAGAGGGCUGAGGGAGAGAUCAUGUCAAACAUGCAGCGUGCUGACGAAACCAUAUCCCAGUUGAAGAGUGACAAUCUUCGCCUUGAUUCGGAAAGGCGAUCAAUGCAUGACCAUAUCUCUUUGUUGACCCAAGAGUUGGCGGCUUUGAAACAGCAGAUGGCAGAGAGAGACAGAGCAUCAACUGCCAACUCUGUUGCUGGAUUUUCUCAUAGAAAUCCUUUUGAUACUCCAGCCUUGAGGUCACCGGAUCCUGAUCAGGUUCCACUGACAGGUCAGAGAGUCUUCCAGCAGGAGGCGGACGUGAUGGAACCAUCAGGUAAGCAGCAUCCAGGCAAGCCCAAGGUUGAAUCUCGAGCUUCAGUUCCGGCCGCCCCAGGACCAAUUGCGGUGCCGGCGGUUGCAGACUCAGAGGAGAUUGGAUGUCAGGAUGCUUGUGAAAAGGGUGAUGUUGCCAACAUGGCUGCAACAUGCAAUCAAUGCGUUGGUGAGUCGCCUCCGAUCUUUUGUGAAGAGUGCAUGGAGAGAAAAUAUGCGUGUGUUUGUUCUAUGCUUCCAGCUGAGGAUUCAGGUGCUGAUCGCGUCAUCGUCGCGAGCGCGCUGGAGCGCGAAUAUGUGACAGGUGAGAAGGCCGUUGUUGUUGCACAAGAAGUUCAGCAAGUUCAGCCCUAUCAAGAGCACUUGAAGAAGGCCAAUCGAAAGGCCCGCAGGCGUCAACGGUGGAAUGCCACCAGUGCUGCUGGUCAGGGGGGUCCAUCCAAGGUGCAUCAAGCUCCAAAGAAAAUUCAUGGUGUUUCUAUUGAUGGAAUGGUUCAGGACCUUACCAAUUUCCUAGAGGAGAAGGCCAGCAAACAGCCAACCGUGAACCGUCUUCAGGAAGCGGAGGUGCUCGGCCCCGAAUGGAGGACGACAUCGUUCCAGAAUGCCCGCCUAGAAGUGGCAGUGACAUCGAACGUGAUGAUCCUGGAGAUGAACUUCCAGAGUAGCGGUUUGGAAUUGUUUGGCCACUCACCCAGCCUGUCAGUCAG